Messenger RNA from Neltuma alba, 960 nucleotides. RefSeq lists its product as uncharacterized. Gene Ontology annotation, molecular function: zinc ion binding; nucleic acid binding. The record is from RefSeq and is a predicted model, not a curated record. Bases 1 to 960 code for a protein of 319 amino acids. Lineage: Eukaryota; Viridiplantae; Streptophyta; Magnoliopsida; Fabales; Fabaceae. The transcript has a single exon.
AUGGCUGAGAGCGAACGCAUGGUUGAGAGCGAACACACCGACGGAGGGGAAGGAACAGACGACGGCGAGAAGGCAAAAAGAACAAGAAAGAAAGUAAAACAUCCACCGCUGGCGGAUACAGAUGGAAAAGAGAAAGAUGAGCCUACGCAGGAAACGUCCAAAUCUUUUAAAGCCACUCUUCUGGGUACCUCUUCAGAUCAGGUGUCAAGAGACAGGAAAGGCGCUAGUGUCUUCGACGAAGCUUGGGCUGAAUACAUUGAUGGUCUGCAAGGUUAUUUCAGUAAGGAAAAUAUGGAUGGGGUAAGAGAUGAUACUGAGGAUGUGGAUACCGAUGACGAUGAGGACUGUCCAACACUGAAGGUGUCGAGAGCGGACUACGAGAGAUGGUGUGCUCCUUGGAGAAAGUCACUGAUUGUGAAGCUGCUUGGGAAAUCAGUCCUGCUAUGGGUCAUGAAGAACAGCCUAAAGUGGAUGUGGAAAACGACCAAAGCCUUCACUACCAGAGAUAUCGAUAAUGGUUAUUUUGUGGUCUCUUUUGAAGACGAGGAGGAUUUGAAUCGUAUCUAUCAGGAAGGUCCGUGGAUGGUGUCGAACAGGUACCUCGUUGUCCAACGUUGGCGACCAAACUUUGAUCCAUGGAGUGCUGAUCUGCAAAAGAAGAUAGCAGUAUGGAUCAGGAUACCUUUACUACCGUUAGAAUUCUUUAAUGCUGAAAGCUUAAAGAUGAUUGGUUCUUUGAUUGGACGAGCUCUGAAAAUUGAUCGGGUCACUUAUGGAAGCGAAAGAGGUAAGUAUGCUCGAAUAUGUGUAGAAAUAGAUAUUAAAAAACGUCUAAAGUCAGCCGUUAACAUAUUUGGGAGAUGUCGAUGUGUCGAAUACGAGGGACUACACCUAAUCUGCUUCUGCUGUGGCAAAUAUGGCCACCACAAAGACUCCUGCCCUGAGAAAACUACUAAUUAG